Messenger RNA from Guyanagaster necrorhizus, 2074 nucleotides. RefSeq lists its product as uncharacterized. The record is from RefSeq and is a predicted model, not a curated record. The transcript has 11 exons. Lineage: Eukaryota; Fungi; Basidiomycota; Agaricomycetes; Agaricales; Physalacriaceae. Gene Ontology annotation, molecular function: protein binding. The annotation marks the transcript as partial.
CUCUUUUUCCUCCUCGUCAUGUCAAAGAUGUCGACAUCCCCGACGGAAAAAAGUUCCGAAAAUGACUUUUCCUCUCAUCCAGUGCACAAGAAAGUUAAAAUAUCCUCUUCAAAUGGCCAGGAAGUAGUGUGCAGACAGACCUCGACGCGUCGCGUUGUCAAUCUUAAGAGGCGAACAACACUGUCGAUGCUUCCUACCCUCCCUCUGGAUAUUUUAUUCGAGAUAUUUGGACAUCUUCAUCCUUUGGAUUUGCUCCAUCUGACCCGGACGACGAAGGACUUUCGGCGCGUUCUCACCCACAGGUCAUCUAUGACUGUCUGGAAAUCCUCGUUAGCCAAUGUCCACGGAUUGCCACCGUGCCCAGACGACAUGUCCCACCCUGCCUGGGCCAGCCUAGUCUUUGAUCACUUUUGUCAUAUCUGUUUCACGGCGAAUAUUCGCAACGUCGACUGGUGUCUACGUGUCCGACUAUGCUCAAAGUGCGCUAAAACUUGCCUAUUAUCCGAAUCCGCCUUUGAUGCGGCCAAGAAGAAUGACAAGAUCAUGCUUCGUUCUGUCCCGUUCAAUAGCUGGCCUAGUCGUCAUCCGAAAGAAAAAUUCUGCUUCGUCAAGGAAAAGGAUGCUUUUGUGAAGGCCUUCAAUAACUGUCGAGGGAAGGAAACAAGGAAGGAAUUUUUGGGGAAGAGAAAAGCGGCCGUAAAGGCUCGUAAAGACCACGCAAGAAAAUGCACAGAGUGGGCCGAUUCCGUGAGCGAAAGCCGUAUGAAGGAGCUCGAUGACAUUCGGAAAAAGAGAAGUAAAGCCAUCGAGACCAGACUGAUAUCUCUGGGUCACGGCAAAGAGAUUGAAUACCUCAAGGAUCUCGAAAAAACUGGUUCAUGGCUUGAUAAGAGAGAGCUGACUCUCUUCCCUGAUCAGUUCGAGGUGAAGCAGCCCAAGCCUCUCAGUGAUAGAAACUGGAACUCCAUCGAGAACACCAUGCUAGAUUACAUGCAGGACGUCAAGACCCACCGCCUCAAAAAAGAACGGAGCGAUCUACUCAGCGCGCGUCGAUCUCUCAUUGCAACUGAAUGGCGCUCAUGCCGUUCCCCAGCAAACGAGUUCCAACCAGGCCUGGUGGAUAUAUGGGUGUGGAAAGAAAUGAAAUACUUCAUCGACCUCCCCUCGGGCAUCGCCGUGACAGCAGAAAUGGUCAGAAACGCUAUGACGUCGCGGCUUCCCAGCUUCACCGCUUCGUGGCGCGACGACAAGUUCCUCGAGCUGUGGUUUAUGCUGGAUUAUACGGUCCGUGGCGGACUCCUGGACCAUACGAAUCAUCUGCAGCAGGCGACGUGCGUGUUUAUGUGUACGGAUCAACGGGGACUGCACCGUGAUAUGGGUGUGGCGGGGUAUGAUACAACUGCGUGCAGCAUGUGGUACCCUGAGUAUCUGCACCACGCUUGCAAUUCGAGGUGCACGGUCUUUGAGGAGAGCGACGAGAGUAGGAUUGGGAAGGGGGUGUGCGAUCAUGAGGAGCUGGGUUUAAUGCGCGAUUUACAGACACGUUUAACGCGUAGAAGGGAAUGGUCGACGGACUCGCUGGUGUUCGACCACAAGGCUUCGCGUGUCGUACGGAAGAUCCUUGAUACCUGUAACUUAAACCCCAGGACUACAGUGGAUCAGCUGGACAAGGCUGACCCUCGUGUGGUGUGUCUCAAGUGCAGUUUUGGUGCCAAGUGUGAUGGGGAGAGGAUAUUCCCUGUCCUUACUUGGAGGACUGCGGUCCACCAUUGCAUGAGGAAACAUUGGGGAGACUCGGCAGUGGCAUGGCAAAAGAUUUCUGACGAAGAGACGGUGCUAGCGAGGGAACUGGAGAAAAAGGAGCCGCAGAGGCGAGGCAUACAGCCACCACUUGAGAAGAACUGGCGCUGCUCAACAUGCACGGGGACGUCGCUGGAUAAUGGCCAUUUGACCUUGAUGGAUGUCAAAACACACCUAGCCAAUGAACACGAUGCAAAUACCCCGGUAGAAGGCGUCGACUAUUUCCGUGCACUUGAUUGGCCACCAGAGCAACCGUUAAUUGCGAGAAUGGUUC